AUUUACUUCAAAAUUACCACAAAAUUGUAAUACUUCUUACUCACUCAGCGACUCAAUUCCCUUUACUAGCUGCUUUUAUUGCUGGUUGAGUUGAUGACAGUUUCUCACAAAGCGGCCAGCUGUAUUCCCCUCUCACAGUGAGCCUCCAUUCAAUUUAUUCUGUGCCCACUGUAAUCCCUAUAGGAAUUUCUUUUCUUGCUGUUUACAAGUGAGCUAGGCAGGUGAGAAGCAACCGUGCUGCACAAAUUUUUCCUGAGCGUGGAGCAGCGGAGUUGUUUGCUGACCACUGUUCAGGACAGUCGUUAGAAUGAUGAAGGAGCCACUUAAGAUGGAUUUGGAAGAAAAAAUUUGUGCUAAUGCUGGGUCGAGAGAGAGCAAAUUCCACAUCAAGACGGGAAAAAAUGCAGAAGUGAAUGCUGGUCCUGAAAUAAAUACCUCAAUCAAAAGAGAAAGAACAAAGUUGUUCAAACUUCGCCAAAUAAAAGUAGAAAGUGAUGACGUCGCUGAUUCCAAUGCACAGUCGUUGCCGGUGAUUUCUCAGAAUAUUAAAUCGGAGCCGAUUGAAGACGAAGACGAUAGCAAACCAAAUCAAACAAACAUUCAGCAUUUUGGUAAAUGGAAGCCUGAAAAAAGCGCGAUUCUUAAGAAAAUCAAGAAAGACUUGGACAACGUCAAGCCAUUGGCUGCACCGCUCAAGCGUCUCACCAUCAGAAUGGCACAACUGGAGCACGGUAAAAAAUUCACCUGCGACAUUUGCAAAAAAGGGGUGGGGACAAAGGGUGGCUUGAAGUACCACAUUCAGGCGCACCUCUUCGGCCGACCCUUUAAAUGCAAAAUUUGCAUGAGGUCGUACGCGACCAAAAACGAUUUUGACACGCACAACAAAAGACACUCGGGGAAAAAUGUGAUUUGCAAUUUUUGCCAAAAGCAAUUUCCUGUAAAAUCUUACUUGGGAGAUCACAUUUUUAUGAAGCAUUUGCCUAGAGAAUUUGUCUGUCACAUCUGCAGCAAGCCCCGCUACUAUUUCCGAAAAGCUGAAUUGGAAAAACAUUUGGCCGUUGCUCAUUUUCCUAAAAUAAAACUGUCUUGCAAACUUUGCAAUAGAAAUUAUAAAUCAAAAGACACAUAUGAUCGGCACUGCGAGGAGAGAAAACUAAUGAAACACAAGUGUGCCAAAUGUGAGGCAAAAUUUCCCUGUCGUUAUCUUCUUUUCGCUCACCGGAAAGAAGAGGCGAAAAAACCAGCUCGGCGCGUUGAGUGUCCUUUGUGCGAUGAAAACGUCUUCGACUUGGAUUAUCACCAUAGAAAAGUUCAUCGUAAAGAAAGUUGCGACAUUUGUCCAUUCCGUGGAAACGUAAUGAGUUUACUGGCCCAUAAGAAGGACUGCGGUUCGCAAAAGCAAAUUCGCGCACUUGGAUUUGGAUGCGAACGGUGCGAUUUGUUUUUCAGAACUGACUUUUACCUUCAGGAGCACAUAAGAAAAACCCACGGCCAUAUCAAAUGUCACAGAUGUCCCAAAACAUUUAUGACUUCUUCAUCUUUGAAUAAUCAUACUAGGGACACGCACAAUAAAAGGCCUUACGGCUGCGUUCUCUGCCCUGCUUACAAACACUUCAAAACCAGAGAUAGUUUUGACGUCCACUUCCGCGCCAGGCAUGAAUUUCCCAAAAAAAUAAGAAAUGCAUAUGGUGCCGAGCACAAAAAUCGCUUUGGAUGUGACAAAUGCAAGCAAGCGAACAAAUUUGGAAGCAAAUUGGAAUUUAUUAAGCACAUCAAUAGCUGUUAUAAUGCGUUGAAAAAAAUUUCAAUUGCUAAAUAAUAUGUAUUUCACGUUCUCUGGCAUUCAAAGAAAAAUUUUGUUUUGCAGUAUUUGGUUACAAUUAGUGCCGCAGAAACACAUUAAAUUGUAAAAAUUUCAAUUUGUUAAUAAUAAAUAAAAUAUUACUAGAACAAAAACAGAUUUGAACAUUAUCUUGCCAUUUAUUUUUACAAAAUAUUAAUUCAUUGGAUUUGUACCACAUUCAACUGGAAUUGAAAAAUAUUCACGUUAUUAAGUUUAUAAAAGAAAAUUUUUGAAGAUGCUGAGUAAAAUUUUUAUUAUAUAUUAUAUUUUGCAUAAGGCAUAAUUAUUGUAAUGUGUUUUUAAAAAAAAAUUAUUUUGAUUAAAUUAAACUGCUGAUGUCUAUCACUUUAAUUCCUAUGGUUGUAUUUUUGGUGAGUUCGUUAUGGGGAAAAGUUGCUUUGCAUCAAAACCUAUGAAAUCAUUAAUUAUUGCAUUUUAUUUGUUUUGUUGAGUUAAAGAAAAAAAAUAAUAGAACUUAUUCUUUCUUGAAUUAUUGAUUUUAAAAAUUUCAGUCUUUUUUGCAACGAUCAGAAAAAAUUAUUGGAGGUAUUAAAAAGCACAAUCUGUUAAUUUGCUGGCAACUGGAAUAAGCAACUGAUAAUAUUCAUCGAGAUGAAAGUAAAAUAUUGUGUUGGCGAAAAAUUUCUUUAUUUGUUUAGCAGCAUAAAAAAGAAAAAAAGUUAAAUUAGCAAAUGUUAAUUUAUUUAGCUUUUAUAAUAAAUAUGAAAUAAAUUUUAUAUGAUUUAAAAAAAAUUUGUUCUGGAUGUUUUCUAUUUUGAUUUACUUGUCAAGUGAUUCACUUGUGAAGUAUGAAAUAAUAUUAGUUAAUAAUA
Molecule: messenger RNA, 2676 nt
Organism: Neocloeon triangulifer
Lineage: Eukaryota; Metazoa; Arthropoda; Insecta; Ephemeroptera; Baetidae
Product: zinc finger protein 62 homolog
Exons: 4
Coding region: 308-1819 (503 amino acids)
Source: RefSeq, a predicted model, not a curated record